AUACGCACUACGCGUUACACCAUUUUCUUAGUGAAAACAACAACACAAAAGCACUAUCAAGCGAGCAUGCGUAGAUAGCGCAAGAUAAACUGCGAGUAAAACCUGACUUUGAGCGCACGUGUAGUGUUGUAUAAAAAACAAAACGUGCUGAAAUUCUAAUGUUUUUAGACUUUUCAAAACAAAAUAGGAAUUGGUUUCGCCGUAAAGUUUAAAUUCCAUUUAUAAUGAAGUUGAAUUCAGUAUAGCAUACAUUUUCCAUCGCGAUGCUAGUAAAACCUCUCGUUCGUUUCUAUUCGCUACUAAUCGGUUCGCUACUUCUAGUAGAAUGCCUAGCUACCGCAGGUCGUCAUUCUUCGAUAUUCAAAAGUAUUCGUUCAACGGACGACGAAUGUGACCGGUAUUCGAAUGAACGGAACAGGAACUGCAGUGUCCGCUGCCGCGGUUUGCUACUCCGGUUUUGGGACGACCAACAUGGUAAGCUUGGUUUCUACGCGCUCAAGCAGUUCUACCAACCGGAUCCGGAGGAUAAAUGCUACUUGAAUCGAACCAUGCGCUGUCUUAAACGAGUUUCUGUUCCCGAUGAAAGUUGCCAAAAAGUUGCCCAAUAUGUUCGAUGCUACAAGGAUCAAUAUGGAGAGGAGAAUACUGCAAUCGCUCGAUUUAUUCCAUUCACCCCAAUGCAACAGACUCGAAUCCUGAUGGAGUGCGCAGCAAUUCUGGGGAUAUCGGAGGAUUCCUUGAGAGAGGCAGCAAAGAGUGGCGGCGAAAUACCGCAGGAAGCAUGUCUGCUUAGGUGCUUCCUGAUUCGGCAGGGGUUGUACAGCGAAGCCGGUGGAUUCGAAUUGGAACGGCUUGAGCUGCAGUGCGGUGGCUACGGAAGCGGCUGGAACCCCGUUGCAGUACAGCAAUGCAUCGCCAAUGUGACAGAUUGUGACAGUUGUACGAAGGUGCAGCGGAUGGCUAAAAACUGCCUUCAAGUGCACUUCAAAGUGCUGCCGAAUCCGAACACUAGUGAUGACAAGUUUAUUCCGGUCCUGGUGGAAUUUUACGGAAGAACCCAAUUUUAUAUUGAUUUGAAAAUUCAGUACCCCGACGAAUCUUUAGCGGAACUAUUUUCAGAUUUCAUGGUUCAGUUUGGUGUAUAUUAUUAUUUUUAUACCUUUGGGCCACAGGCCACCUAA
This is a messenger RNA of Aedes albopictus (Asian tiger mosquito), 1181 nucleotides long. Its product is annotated as general odorant-binding protein 45. Gene Ontology annotation, molecular function: odorant binding. Gene Ontology annotation, biological process: sensory perception of smell. The record is from RefSeq and is a predicted model, not a curated record. The transcript has a single exon. The coding region runs from base 264 to 1181 and encodes 305 amino acids. NCBI's taxonomy places the organism in Eukaryota, Metazoa, Arthropoda, Insecta, Diptera, Culicidae.